Messenger RNA from Triticum turgidum subsp. durum (durum wheat), 1131 nucleotides. NCBI's taxonomy places the organism in Eukaryota, Viridiplantae, Streptophyta, Magnoliopsida, Poales, Poaceae. The record is from the annotation of a GenBank genome assembly.
AUGGUGGUGUGCGACCCCUUGCACCGGCGGUGUCUCCUGCUUCCCCCAAUCCCCGAUGACCUAGCCGCUUCGGUCGUUGACCAACUCCUGAUAGAAGGGCAUUGCUUCGCCGAGACCUUCCUCGUCCCUCCCAGCAACGGCGACGAGGAGGCAGCAGCUGCCACGGAGGAGGAGGGGACAUCAUUCAGGGUGAUCUGGAUGGUGCUGUUUGAAGCUAAACUCGUGGCCGCUGUCUUCUCUUCCGGCACAGGGAAAUGGCGAGCCUUUUCAAGCGAUUUGUUGCCGGGCUUCGUGUUAUCGACAUGGAUGGUUCUCUUCGUGUCGCGCCAUUACGCCCAUGGCUGCUUCUACUGGGUUUCAGGUUCAACUGAAAAAUUGCCGGUGCUUGACAUUCAGAGGAUGGAAUUCUCCAUGGCCGACCACCCACCCGGUGCCAGACAUUCGGGCGAUGAUGUGGCCAUCGUGGAGGCAGGCCAAGGCAUGAUUCGGAUGUUUGUGCCUAAACCCGACACAUCUCGCCUUAAGUAUAACGUUUGGCGAAACAAUGCUGGGAUUUCUAUCCAGUGGCAGAUGGAGAAGAGGACAUUCUCGCUGGAUUCCGGGUCCUUGCUCACGGGUGCGGUGGGGAGGCACUUGCUCCUAUAUCAGUGUGGAAGCUCGUUGGUCAAGUCAGGUGGUUUCACGCUGGACGUCGACACAUUACAGUGUGAGAGGGUGUGCGCUUCUUUGCCCAAACCAUCUCACAUAUACUGCAACUUCCCACCGUCGUUAUUAGCGUCACCGACAGUGUCAAGUGCCAAACCCCAUGCUGACGUCCGGGGAGAGGGGGGCGCUGUGCGGGUGCCUGAACUACAAGAAGCCGACCCUGGAGGCGUGGAAGCGCACGUCCUCGCAGCGGCCACCCAAGCUCCAAACCCCUUGUUCGUCGGCGGCAACGAUGCCGAGGCGGGUUGUGGUGGGCGAGGAUGCGCUGGGGAUGGACCUCCGGAGGGUGCAGGGGCGGGUGGCGUAGCUCGAGAAGGCGUGCAAGGAGGCGAGGGACGUGCCGGUACCAGGGUGUCGAGGAGGACGGCUGCGGCCAAGGGCAACAAGUCCUUCAGCUGGAGGGGCUGCUUGCCUUUUUGGAUGUGA